This is a messenger RNA of Cynoglossus semilaevis (tongue sole), 2866 nucleotides long. It is a transcript of the gene sim2, whose product is annotated as SIM bHLH transcription factor 2. Gene Ontology annotation, biological process: regulation of transcription by RNA polymerase II. The record is from RefSeq and is a predicted model, not a curated record. NCBI's taxonomy places the organism in Eukaryota, Metazoa, Chordata, Actinopteri, Pleuronectiformes, Cynoglossidae. Gene Ontology annotation, molecular function: DNA-binding transcription factor activity, RNA polymerase II-specific; protein dimerization activity; RNA polymerase II transcription regulatory region sequence-specific DNA binding. The coding region runs from base 749 to 2824 and encodes 691 amino acids. The transcript has 12 exons.
UAAAAUAAAAGAUUUAUUUUAUAUUUUUUAUAGAUUAUAUAUAUAUAUUAGUCUGUGUUGAAAUAAAUGGAGCCUUAACUCAGUCUGAAACAUUUGUCGCCCUCUAACGGAAUGUAUAGGAACUACCUCUCCUCCACUCUUCGCCUCUUUAACGAUGUAAUGACCAGAGUUUAGGACAAAGCGCUGAUCCAUGUUUCUGAUUUGGAAGCAAAGACUGCGCCCCUGGUGGAUGUUUAUAUAAUAAUUAAUCUUGUCAUCAACUCAUCUGCUAAUUGUCUGUUUAUUUUCAAAGAUAAAUUUAGAGUGUGUUCAUGGAUUUAGUUGUUCCACAAGUUUCAAAAAGGAGAAGGUGAUUCUAACACCUCUCUCUCUCUCUCUCUCUCUCUCUCUCACUCACACACACUCACACUCACACUCAGAAGGGGAGGGGGGACAGAGGGGGAGCAGAUAUGAUUCCAGGGUAUUUUCUCCUCAGUCAUUUUUUUGCUCCAGUCUCUGUUUCACCGUCUCUCACUCUGCAGCUUUGAUGACGUCUUUAAUGACGUGUUUAACGACAACAGGACAACGUUUUGUGACUGUUUUGUUUUUGUUUUUUCCGUGUUGUCCUGAGCACCAACUUGAUGAAAAGAUGAAGAAAGCUGUCGUGAAAUGAAGGGAGGAACAACAUUGGACGUGGACGUUUCCUGCUGCACCUGAACUCGUCUGCUGUUCGACUCUGUGGAAGUUUUACAGCUGAAAACCCGCAGAAAUGAAGGAAAAAUGCAAGAACGCGGCGAAGACGCGCAGAGAGAAGGAGAACGGAGAGUUCUACGAACUGGCCAAACUGCUGCCGCUGCCCGCGGCCAUCACCUCCCAGCUGGACAAGGCCUCCAUCAUCAGACUGACCAGCAGCUACCUGAAGAUGAGGACCGUCUUCCCGCAGGGUCUGGGUGAGGGCAGGGGUCAGUCCACUCACCCCCCCUCUCUGGACAGAACAGCCAAAGAACUGGGUUCUCACCUGCUGCAGACUCUGGACGGGUUCGUCUUCAUCGUUGCCCCCGAUGGUAAAAUCAUGUACAUAUCAGAGACGGCGUCAGUCCACCUGGGCCUGUCACAGGUGGAGCUGACAGGAAACAGUAUCUUCGAGUACAUCCACCCAUCAGACCACGAUGAGAUGACAGCAGUGCUGGGCUUCCACCAGCCGCAGUACCACCACUUCUCAGCAGAUUAUGAAAUGGAACGUUCCUUCUUCCUGAGGAUGAAGUGCGUUCUGGCCAAACGGAACGCCGGCCUGACCUCCGGAGGAUACAAGGUCAUCCACUGCAGUGGUUACCUGAAGGUGCGUCAGUUCAUGGUGGACGUGGCUCUGUACGAAUCCUGUUUCCAGACCGUGGGCCUGGUGGCUGUGGGUCACUCUCUGCCCCCUAGUGGCAUCACUGAAAUAAAACUACACAGCAACAUGUUCAUGUUCCGGGCCAGUCUGGAUUUUAAACUCAUCUUCCUGGACACCAGGGUGGCAGAGCUGACGGGCUUCGAACCCCAGGACCUGAUAGAGAAAACUCUUUACCACCACGUCCACGUCUGCGACGUCUUCCAUCUGCGAUACGCUCAUCAUCUACUACUGGUGAAAGGUCAGGUCACCACAAAGUACUAUCGCAUGUUGUCCAAACAUGGGGGCUGGGUCUGGGUACAGAGCUACGCCACCAUCGUCCACAACAGCCGCUCCUCCAGACCUCACUGUAUCGUCAGUGUCAACUACGUCCUCACUGAAGUUGAACGUCCAGACCUGCAGCUGUCCCAGGACCAGAGCAGACCUGUGAAGUCCAGUCUCAGCAUCACGUCCACCGAGGACCACCGCAAACAACCGCAGAGAACCAGAGCGGUCAAGACGUCGUCCAAGCUGAGACCAGCUCCAUACUCUACGCGUAAGGUCCUUCAGUCAGACAGUUCCAUCUGCUCCCCACAGAGGGCGCUGUGGAAAGACAGACCCCUCAUCGAUCACCCAGUGACCCCCUGCAGGGGGAGGAGCUCCAGUUUCAGUCCUGAAUCCAGUCCCAUGUCCUGCAGCCCCGUUUACAACCGGACCCUGCGAGAUCAGCUGACUGACGGCAGAGGAACCGCAGGUUGGACCACCAACGCUCCGGCACCGUCCAAGAAAUUCUCAGGCUCGGUGCUGGUUGCCGACCGAGGCUACACUGGUGCGGGGUACCAGGACUGCCUGGACAGACAGACCAGCAGCAGUCUGAAGGAAGACCCUCACAGUCAUUACUCACAUGUCCACAACAGCAGAGCUCUGGACCAGGACCUUCUACCAAACAGAGGGGGCGUGGAGGGCCCGCGGGGGGCGCGGACCCUGACGUGGCCCCUGCUCAGUGGACUGGUGUUGAGUAAAGGAGAUCGGGUCGGAUCCCUGCGCGGUCUGGGUCAGGUGGUGCUGGAGCAGAGGAGGCUGUGUGUGAUGGACCCCCCCUACGAUCAGACCGCUGCUGCGGGGUACCAUCACGGCCCCGCCCCUCAUCUUCACCAUCGUCAUCAGGCCCCAGCCGCCGCCGCCGCCGCCGCCGCCCCGCCCAGGGCCGCAGAGGAGGACCGGAGGAAGCUGACGGGACUGGAACUCCCGCAGACGCCGUACAGGUCCUGGAACUUUCAGCAGGUUCUGGGGAAACACGGUUGCACCAAACCCCCUCCUCUGAGCCACAGCGCCGCCGCCCAGGGUCACGGGGUCAAAGACUCGGCUCCGUACGGCUGUAACAGUCGGACACACAGCUCCGGCUCGUCACCUGAGAGUCACGCUGACGCUCCUCAGUUCAUCGGCACCUCCGUCAUCAUCAGCAACGAGAGGUGACGAGGACAGGGGGCGCUGUAAUCCAUCCUAAUCUGAGAAAAG